Messenger RNA from Heterostelium album PN500, 3531 nucleotides. It is a transcript of the gene gefC, whose product is annotated as regulator of chromosome condensation domain-containing protein. Bases 1 to 3531 code for a protein of 1176 amino acids. Gene Ontology annotation, cellular component: plasma membrane. Lineage: Eukaryota; Evosea; Eumycetozoa; Acytosteliales; Acytosteliaceae. The transcript has 9 exons. Gene Ontology annotation, biological process: Ras protein signal transduction; positive regulation of GTPase activity. Gene Ontology annotation, molecular function: guanyl-nucleotide exchange factor activity. The record is from RefSeq and is a predicted model, not a curated record.
AUGUCAGUUUAUAGUUUUGGACUUGGUAUCAAUGGUGCUCUGGGACAUGGUGUGCUAGAGGAAUCUGCAGUACCAACCAAAAUAGAUCAUUUCACCAAAACAAAGAAACGUAUAAAAAAGAUAGCAUGUGGAUCUUAUCACACUGUUUUCAUCACAGAUGAUGAAGAAAUGUAUAUGUCAGGUGUUUGUCAAGAUCCAAAGAAUUUGACAUCACUAUUUCUUGGACUGUCACAAAACAGUAUGUUGGGAGGAGGUGGAAGUGGUGGUAAUUCAUUGCAAUCGGCUAUCGAUACAUUCUCAGUGUCGACACCGGAUUUCAGAAAGCUGUCGGUUGCAGCUGCAACCUCUUCAGACACUGCCAGUCCACACUCACUUUCACCGCCAGCCUCCAAUAACUCAUCGUUGGAAUCAUCACCGCGAAGAACGAUGAAUCUCAGUCAAUCGGUGCCAAUGGUUGCACCGCCCUCAUCGUCAUCGCCACCACAACCACUACCAACACUUCGCAUUGAGGAGAGCAACGCUGCAACAACGUCCACUUCCACACCAACAGAAGAAGCGCAUACAGAAGUAGAGGUAGAAACAGUAACAAAAGUAGAGGUAGAAAGUAAUCAUGAAAAUGAAAAUAACAUUCAUAGAACUAUGAGUCUGGCACAGAGUAUAGUUGUUGGUGGACCGAUUGGUGCUGGUCCAGAGGGUGAGCAGCGACCACCCAUUUCAACGCCAAUGCGUAUUCCACUGGAUUUCCUCUAUCAUGGCGUUCCAACACCUGGAUCACGAAUUAAACAGGUAUCCAUAGGUAACUAUCACAUAGUACUACUCACAGAGGCAGGAAACAUUUGGACUUGGGGUUCUAAUUCACAUGGACAACUCGGUAUUGGACUUGAUGUACACUCCAAUAUUCCAAGACAAGUCGAAUUGAAGUGUAUAAAACAAAUAGCAACUGGUGUAAAGCAUACAGCUGCAAUCAAUGAAUGGGGAGAAUUAUAUAUGUGGGGAAUAAAUGAACAUGGAGAAUUAGGACUUGGUGAUACCGGUAUAAGACGUUCGCCAACUCGUGUCGCUAAAUUGAAAUCGGAAUUAGUAUCACUUGUUUCUUGUUCAAGUACACAUUCUGUUUGUUAUACAGAAUCUGGAAAAUUAUAUUCCUGGGGACAAUGUGAUAAAUUUGGAAAGAUUCAAACAGUUCCAACUAUUGUACCUAUUCAUAAUUAUACUGAAUCGGAUGCAGAGGGUGGAGGUUGUGGAGGUGGAGGUGCAAUUAGAGCGAUCGCUUGUGGAGAGUGGUUGACUGCUGCGCUGACACAGUUGGGUGAGGUAUUCCUCUGGGAAGUCAGUGGAAAACCAACGGCAAUUCACCAUCUCCUCGCUGGAAAUAGUGUUCGUUCGAUAGCGAUGGGUAAUUUUCAUUUGAUUUGCUUGACGGACAACGGCGAGAGAAACUAUCUCAGACAGCUGAAUAUACUCUCAAAGAUCUAUUAUAAAUCGAUGUUGAUGAUAUCGUCGCCAAGCGAUCCAUAUGUAACAUCACUACUACAAUUACAAGCACACAACGGUGGUAAUCACAGCAACAAUAACAACAAUAACAGCGGUGGACAUUCUAGGAGUGAUAGCACUGGAAAUUCACAAUCGGUAAGCACGUCAAAUCUUGGGGCAAUGAAUGGCGGUGGUGGUGGACAACCAAUAGAGCGAUCGAAUAGCAUUGUACAUAGUGGAUCGAUUUCAUCGCCUAGUUUACUCACUGCCAAUGGCACUGGAACUAUUCGUUCGAGAACAACAAGCAUUGCAACCAUCAGAGGUAUAUUCGGUUUGAAUACCAUAUCCAAUAUGCACACUGACGACUCUUCCAUCUCGGAGGAGGAAGUCGGUGGUAUCUUUUGCGAUUUGAAUCUGUUGAUCAAGACAACCCAGACAUUCCUGGCGAAGCUCGACAGUCGCAUGGAGAAUUGGGACGUCGAUACAAUGAUCCUCGGAGAUAUCUUCCUCGAUGAAUCUAUCAUCUCUAGCUUCCGGGUGUACAUUCCCUACAGUGACAACUACAAUAGUUUGUGUAUGACGCUGUUCAACGCCAAGAAGCGAAGUGAGAAGCUGAUAUCGCUCCUCAAGGAGUGCGAGAAACGCUCACAGAAUUUCGGUAUCAAACUGAACCAAUCGUUGGUUACCGACAUGGAUAUCAAGAGUCUAUUCUUGGCGCCACUACAGAAUGUACCACGUCUAUUCUUGGUACUCAAAGAACUAGUACAAAACAGCUCCUCAUCAAAGAGACAACACAACAACAACGAUGUCGAUCUCCUAGGUCUGUCUUCAUCCAAGUAUCAAGUACUUCUUGAGCGUAUGAAUCAGAACUUCCAGUUUGUCGACCCAGUAGAGAUACUCAAUUGUUCGAGCAAUGAAUUCGGUAAUCCACAGAUUAUGGGUGGUUCAUUACCUCAACUUGUUGAAAAGUUAACUCAUCAUAAUAUUUCAGAUCCAAACUUUAGUAAUGUAUUCUUACUUACUUUUAGAGCUUUCACUACACCACUCUCUUUGAUGGAUCUACUGGCUGAGAAGUACGAAAGGAUGCCAGCUGUCAAGGGUAGAGUCUUAAAUAUUCUGACAUCUUGGAUUGUUAAUCAUUUCUACGAUUUCGAGAAUGAUCCUAUCCAACAGAUUAUCGAUCCUGCAGAUCAUCAUCCUAGUUCACUCUCUGUCAAGCUAGAAGAUUGGAUGAAAUCACAUUCAAACAAUACACUAUUAAACUCUGUUAAGAAAGAAUAUGAAAAACAAAGAGAAACUCCAAUUGAAUCUAGAUUGAAUGCACUCUCUGUUAUUAUACCAACAGCUACUACGACACCUACUAUUUCACUGUUGAACUAUACCAGUAUUGAAAUUGCACAGACUCUAACUACUUUGAAUCACACUUACUUUGCAAAGAUCGACAAGAGAGAGUUCCUCGGACAACGUUGGACAAAGAAGAAAGCACCAAACAUUCAACUGUCGACAGAACACUUCAAUAGAAUCAGUCAAUUUGUUAUACACGAAGCCAUUCAAGGUAAAUCAUCUAAGCAUAGAGCAUCUAUUAUAACACAUUUAAUUGCAAUUGCACAAAAUUGUUUUGAAUUAAAUAACUUUAUGAGUGUAGCAGCUAUUAUAUAUGGUUUAGAUUCAUCUAUUAUUUCAAAAUGGAAAAAGACUUGGAGUAAACUAUCAAAAGAUACAAUGAAUAGUUUUGAAUAUUUACAAAAGAUAGUUACACCAUUGAAGAACUAUAUAUCGCUUCGACAUAUAAUGACAACAGUUCAACCACCUUGUAUUCCAUUCUUGGGCACCUAUUUGAAGGAUCUUACCUUUAUAGAGGAUGGUAAUCCAUCGAGGAUCGGUGAACUCGUCAACUUUUACAAACAGAGAAAGAUUGCUGAAGUCGUAUUCCAAUUGCAUCAAUACCAACAGGUACUCUAUGACAUUCCGUCCAACACAGUGAUACGUGAUUACUUCUUGACCGUUCCACUCAUCGACGAAAAGAAAGCAAUACAAAUAUCGUCUUCAUAUGAAUAA